Molecule: messenger RNA, 984 nt
Organism: Myotis davidii
Lineage: Eukaryota; Metazoa; Chordata; Mammalia; Chiroptera; Vespertilionidae
Product: olfactory receptor 6J1-like
Biological process (GO): G protein-coupled receptor signaling pathway
Cellular component (GO): membrane
Molecular function (GO): olfactory receptor activity; G protein-coupled receptor activity
Source: RefSeq, a predicted model, not a curated record
AUGGCCAAUCAGACUGCCACCGUGGGGGAGUUUAUUUUGCUGGGAUUUGCCCUCAGCAGGCAGGUGGAGCUGCUGUUCCUGACGCUGCUGCUGUCCACAGUCCUUCUGACCCUCCUGGGGAACCUGCUCAUCAUUUCCAUUGUGCUGUCCUACUCCCGUCUCCACACCCCCAUGUACUUCUUCCUGUGCAACCUCUCUAUCCUGGACAUCCUCUUCACCUCAGUCAUUUCUCCAAAAGUGUUGGUCAACCUAGCAUCCGGGGAUAAAACCAUUUCCUUUGCUGGGUGUAUCACCCAGUGCUAUUUCUACUUCUUCCUGGGCACGGUAGAGUUUCUUCUGCUGACAGUCAUGUCCUAUGAUCGCUAUGCUGCUGUCUGUUCCCUGCUGCAGUACAGCACCAUCAUGAACUGUUGCAUUGGGACUGUUGUGUUUUCUUGGGUAGGAGGUUUCCUAUCUGUGCUCUUCCCAAUCAUCUUCAUCUCUCAGCUGCCCUUCUGUGGCUCCAACAUUAUUAACCACUUCUUCUGUGACAGUGGGCCUUUGCUGGCCUUGGUCUGUGCAGAUACCACUGCCAUUGAGCUGAUGGAUUUCAUGCUUUCGUCCACCAUCAUCCUCUGUUGCAUAGUCCUUGUGGCCUAUUCCUAUACGUACAUCAUCUUGAUGAUAGUGCGCAUUCCUUCCUCAAGGGGAAGGAAGAAGGCCUUUAACACCUGUGCUUCCCACCUGACAAUAGUCAUGAUUUCUAGCAGCAUCACAGUGUUUAUCUACGUGACACCCUCCCAGAAAGAGUAUCUGGAGGUCAACAAGGUCCCUUCAGUACUGAGCAGUGUUGUGACCCCAUUCCUCAACUCCUUUGUAUAUACUCCGAGGAAUGACACGGUGCUGGGGGUCCUAAAGGACGUGUGGGUCAGGGUUCAAGCAGUUUUAGAAAAGUGGAUGAUGACAAUGCUGAGGAGCAACUUGUCCUCUUACAAAGACCAAUAA